AUAUUCUUAUCUAUACAUCAGGGAAUUUUUAUUUUCUCCUUUCUCCGUCUAGCGACGUCUCUCUUACACAUUAUAUAUUCCAGUCUAAGAAAAAUUAAAUUUCUAUAAUUUAUCGCGCAUGCGCGUGUACUUGGUAUACACAGCUACAUAAUACUCGAUAUAUAUUACUCAUUUUCGUACGUAUUGAUUGUAUUUGAAAGCGACGCAAUAGUUAAUCUUUUUCCAAGAAGAAAAUAUUAUCUAUUAUAUAUUAAAAAAAUCAUCAAUAAGUCGAUUACAUCCGGUUAUCAAGUGACUGCAUUGAUUACGAGUUUCUGAAUCAUUUCGGAACGCGGCGGUUAUUCGUCCGCACUGCGCAUGCGUGCUCGUCGAUCUGCGCGCAAGUGUCCCAUCUCGAUUACCGAGUACUCGAAGAUUCCCGCAUCGAGGGGAUGAGUCUUCUUGGUUCGAAUGAUUUACUCGUUUGUUCCACGUACGAAGAAGUGCGAAAUACUCGUGGCCGAGGCGUCGAUACCAAGAGAGAAUCCCAGCCGUCGCCGCGCACGAUUGUGAAACGGUCUCGCGCGCGCACCUCGUCUACCGAUAAUGUUCAAGAGUAUCCGCGAUACGCGAGCUGCGACGUCGUGCGUUUAGUGGACGAGGCAGGGAAAAUCGUAGUGCGCGACGGCACGGCGACGACGGCGACGGUAAAUGGUCGACGUGUUGCGCGGACCGAGGUAUGAUGUAAAUAAAUACGCGUAAGUGCGCAAUCGGUCGCGAUAGUCUCCGCACGGCUCGUCGCGUCUCUCGAGAUCCCGCCGAGGGACGCUGGUCCGAAGCAAGAAACUGCGUGGUAUAUCGACGUGAACCGUUACUCGCACACACGCACGGACCAAGGCUCGCGAGAGAUUCGAUUUUUUCCAACGCGCGCUCACGCUCUUGCGUGCGUUCUCGGUGCAGUCUGCUCUCUUUCUCUCUCUCUCUCUCUCUCUCUCGUUCUCUCUCUCUUUCUCUCUUUCUCUCUCUCUCAAUCGUGGGACUUCCUGCCUUUCUCGCGCAGCGAGGGUAAGCCACCAGCCGAUCAUCAUCCAGUGUUUUGUUUCUCGCGCGAGCGAGCGCGACAGUACGAUGUUUCGCGCGUUGUGUGCUUCGUGAGAAUCGAAGAAUUUUCGCGGUUCCUCUCGUCGACCCUCGGCUCGACACGAGCGCGCGUAGAAGGCGAGAAGAAGGGAAGCUCGUAGCCAGGAACACUUGCGACGAUCCGAGUCCACGAGCGUUCGACGAACGCGCGCGGGGAACGCCAGCGAACGUUCUCCCCUUCGUAGAUCGCACGCGGACGGUAACGCAGGAUGGCAUCGUCCACGGUGGCCGUGCCGUCCGGGGCUGCUACGGUACCUCCGACGACGAGCGGCGGCAUCACCAGCGGCACGGAGGAGAUCGACGGCAGUGAUAUGUUCGGCGAACGUAACGUCAACUCGGUCGGCGGUUACAACAACAGCAUCAACCCCGGCGACGCUCUGGAGGAGAUAACGUGCGGCAACGGCGAAGCCAGCGAUCAGGGUUGUACGCUGUGCUUGAGCAAGUUGUGCUCACCCAGAGUGCUCUCUUGUCUUCACGUAUUCUGUGAGGCAUGUCUGGAUAAGCUCCUCAUGGACGAAGCUGGGGACUCCAAAGUUGGCUCUGUCAUAGUUUGUCCUAUAUGCCAUCAAGAAACUUCCGUUAGUUCUAAGGGUGCCGCAUCGCUCACAUGCGACUAUGUUCUCACCAAUAUAUUGGACAUGUCCGCUAUUGAAAAUAUGGCAGUACUAUGUACCUCCUGCAAGGCCAAAGAGAGCGCCGUGGCGCGUUGUUCGGAUUGCGCCAAUUUUCUGUGCCCAAAUUGCAACACAGCGCAUCAGUUCAUGCGUUGUUUCGAAAACCAUAAAGUAGUUGCCUUUGAAGAUUUGAAGCAAUCCAACGAAGCUAUACCGAUACACAAACCAAUAUUUUGUGAAUAUCAUUCUGCUGAAAAUAUGAAGUUCUACUGUCACACGUGCCAGGAACCCAUCUGCAAUGAGUGUUUGCUCGUGGAGCAUAAAGCACCGGAACAUCAGUAUGAACGGCUAACGGAUGCAGAACCACAUCAGAAAGAGGAAUUGGUUAACCUAAUGACUGAAAGUAAAGCAAAAAUUACUGAGUGUGAUCAGGUGUCAGUACAAUUGGAAAACGCUCUUAGUGAGUUGCAAGUACAACAUGACCAAGCGAAAGAUCUAAUUACGGAGACUUUUCAAAGUUACAAAGCGAUAUUGGAAAAAUGUAAGGAUAACGCGUUAAACGACCUUGAGAAGUUGCAUUCGGACAGGGAACUUGAGAUAAUGGAUACUUUUCACAGCGUUGAAAAGAAUGUAGAGAAAAUAGAGGAUGCUUGCCGUUUUACUUCGAGGCUCCUAGAACACGGUGAUGUGGUGGAAAUCUUAGCCCUUCGCCGUAUUGUAGGAGUGCAGUUGAUGAAUUUAAUAAAGAAUACACCAAAACAUAAUGUAACGUUCUCGAUCGAAUUUCAAACCGACUACAACGUGUUUGAAAAAACUGUGAAGGAGGUGUUUGGAAAAUUUCACACCGAAAGUACACCAGAAGUGAAGACUCUUCCUGAGCCAAUCUCGACGGUAUCGGGUGUCUCUACGAAUCAGCAACUGGUUCAUACUACCUCAAUGGGUUGUCCGAGUACUAUCAGCACAAGUUCCCCCAUCUCACUUCCUACAUCAAUGCAAUCUUCUUUCGAAGGUGAACCUUCGUUUGUCAUACCACCAACCUCGAGUCCUCAAAAUAUCCCACCUCCACCACCCGUGCCUCUUCCACCAGGUACGGUCCCUCCUAUCCACGGACUGACUAGCAUUCAAGAGUACAAUCUACAACAAUUGGCCAGUUUAGCGGAGAAGGUAGAGAUGGUGGGCGACACUGGUGUAGUUGGACCUAGCUCGAACCCUAGUCCAACUCCGUCCUUUACUUUGGCAGAUUUAUUUGCUGGGGACCUAAGUUCAACGAGCCAUGCCAUUAAUAACUUACAAGCUCUCGCUAAAUUAGGCAAUACUCUUGGUAAUCAAGAUCUGGGAAAUGCCACUAUCAACGGUAGUGGUGGAUUAGUAUUGGGUCGUGGGCCUUCACCAGCCAUUGUGGAUACCCCGAAUCUGGGUCCUUUGGCUGCUAAUAGUCUACUGAAUGGAGGAUUUCAAUCAUUAUCCUCUUCCACUUCGCCGAUACUUUCACAGGGUGCUGAUGACUUAAUAGGUGAUUCUAUGCAUAACAUGCCUGUAGGAAAUACUGUUGCCAAUGUAACUGGAUCCGGGACAGGAAAUUAUCCUGCUCACCCGAGAUCCCAAAAUACAAAAUUGACGCCUAUGCAUAUCCGAAGUAAGUUUGGACAAUUAGGACCCAGUAAAGGGCAGUUUAACUCUCCUCAUGGAUUUUGUUUGGGAACCGAUGAGGACAUUAUCGUCGCAGAUACAAAUAAUCAUAGAAUUCAGAUUUUUGAUAAGACUGGUACCUUCAAAUUUCAAUUUGGCGUUCCUGGUAAAGAGGAGGGACAAUUGUGGUAUCCCAGGAAAGUAGCUGUUAUGAGAAAUAACGGCAAAUUUGUUGUAUGUGAUCGUGGAAACGAAAGAUCCCGAAUGCAAAUAUUUACGAAGAACGGUCACUUUAUAAAGAAGAUUGCUAUUCGUUACAUCGAUAUAGUAGCUGGCCUAGCUGUUACCAGCCAGGGACAUAUCGUGGCUGUUGACAGCGUGUCGCCAACUGUGUUCGUAAUUAGCGAUACGGGAGAUCUUUUGAGGUGGUUUGAUUGCAGUGACUACAUGAGAGAACCGAGUGAUAUCGCCAUCAGUGGAAAGGAAUAUUUUGUUUGCGACUUCAAAGGACAUUGUGUGGUGGUGUUCAACGAAGAGGGUAAAUUUCUGCGUCGCAUUGGCUGUGAGAAUGUAACAAACUUCCCAAACGGGAUUGAUAUUAGCGACGCAGGAGAUGUAUUAAUUGGAGAUUCACAUGGUAAUCGUUUCCAUGUAGCUGUUUUCUCCAGAGCUGGGUCUUUAAUUUCAGAAUUUGAAUGUCCAUACGUAAAGGUGUCUCGAUGUUGUGGCUUAAAGAUCACUUCGGAAGGAUAUAUUGUAACGCUGGCCAAAAACAACCAUCAUGUUCUCGUAUUGAACACUCUUUAUAUAUUGUGAAGUGGAAUCAGAUGUGUAAGUAUGUUGUAACUUCCUCCUGCAAGUGGAAACUUCUUUGGAAACUGCUCUCAACGAAAGAUGGAAAAGGCAUGCCCAAGGCAUUAUGUUCGAAUUUUGGGCCUAUUGAAGCAAUAGAAACAAGUGCAGCAUGCAGCUUUAAUAGUUGUAAAAAUAUAAUGCGUCCCUGUUUUAUGAAAGUAACAAUGUUGAAAAAAAAAAAGCAGAAAGGUAAUGUACGUUUCCGACCAAACAGUAUAAUAGUAAUUUAGCAACUUGCAUUUUGGUAAACUGCCAAAGUAAAUUAAAUUAACUAAGUGGAACCAGAGUUAAAGAAGCAGUAAGCUAUAUAUCGACCGAAGCCAGUUGGGUCGCUUGUAGAGAAAGCAAUUUACAAUGGCCUUCCGUCAAAAAUUGGUUGUCGUACAUCAUUUUUGACAUGUCAGUAUUUUAAGUAUGUUUAUAAAUCAAAUUAUUCUAGUCUCCGACGAGCACUUUACGCGCUGAUUUCAAUUUGUGCUCGAAACAAGACGUUCUCGUCUUGAUUUUUAUUAAUCUGACAAGGAUAUUUGUCUUCUUAGUCCUAACUGAUGCUUCAAGAUGCAUAUAUAAGUACACAGAUUACAUUUUAGAAAGUUUUCCUUUGAGAACUUUAGAUAACUAAUAAGCAGGAUAAAUUUCACGAUAAAAAGGAUCAAAAUUUUCCGCUUGACAGAAAAAAAAAGAGAAAAAAAAAGCGUUGCAUGCUGCGAGGUAGUUGUACGUAGUACUUCCUGCUCUUUUAUCAUAUCGUAUUUCUAAAGAAGAGAAUAAAACGAUACUCCUCAUUGCAGCAGGCACGAAGCUUAAAGCAAGAGCUAUGUUCCUGAUUUUCUUUCUGCGCGUUUGAAAAUGAUAGUUGAGAACGUAAUAUAAAAACGACGUUAAUGUGCAAGGAAUAGAUUAUGGUAUGUUGAAAAUCAAACAUUUAAUAUCGUAUAUAAGAAGUGUCGAACAAAAGAUACUUUGAACGUAAAAAAAAGGUGAAAUAAUUAUUUACACUUACGGAAAAAAUCGAGUAGAUCCCAUUUGUGCAUUGUUAAAAUUAGACGAGACACAUAAUGGUUACAAUAUUUACUCAGGAUGCUUUAUUAUGGUCCACCAUAUGAAUAUGAUAUAUAUAUAUGCGUGUGUGAAUUAUUGGUUCGUGGUGCUAGUGAAUAAUGUAUCCAUACCAUGUAAAUGUAUUUGUUAUGAAAUUACGGGAAUCGUUCCCGCGCAUUUUUACAAUGCAAGGGAACGAUUUUUGUGUAAUAUAUUAUAUAAGAUUCGUAAGUACAUAUACCACCGGUAUCAUAGGGACGAUACAUUAUCUAUGUAAAAAAAUAACGUACAGUUUGCUAAACAACCUCUAUUUAUGUAUAUAUCAACAUGAUCCAUGAGAGAAAAAGGAAAAACCACAUGAAACACAUACAUAUAUAUAGAAAUACACAUAUUUUUUAGGGUUGUUUACAUGAUCAGCCUUAAGAUUUGAUUGAACUAAAAUGCAAUGUGUAUACAACAUGUAUAUCGGAUAUUUGGCAGAUUGCUACACUGUGUUACCUUACAUUAUCUACAAUGACGUUUCAUUACAAAUACUAUCUUGCCAUACCAAAUGCUAGGUAGCACACAUUCGUAUAUACAUAUAUACAUAUAUAUAUAUUUAUACUUGACUAUAGCUUUAUCGGAUUCGUUUGCAUAUAGGAAAUUAUCGAUAACAUCUAAUUUUAUUAUCCAUGUAAAGCAAAGAAAAAAAAUCUAGAGGAACGAGAAAAACACAAAAGGCAGUAAUAGGAGGCUAUUUUAAAGUUCGCGCGCGUAACAUCGGCAUUUGUAGUAAAUUGCACGAAGCCUACAUACAUACACCCUAAGCUAAUCAGUCGUACUCAUCUCUUGUAAUGUUAGAAGUUUUAAUUUUAUAUAUAAAAAAAGAAAAGAAAAGAAAAACUAAUUCUGAAAUAUUUAAUAGUCAUGGUUAGCAGAGUUAUAUAAAUAAUGCCUGUGAUAAUAGUAUCGUCAGGAUAAGUUGUGUCCUUAAAGAGUCUCUGAUGUUGUUGCUAGGUAAAUAUGAUUAGAAAUGUAUCAACGAGAUACCAUUGGUGCCGUCUGGAAGGUGUAUUUAUGCACAAUAACACCUAAUACAGAUAGUCAUCAAUCGUCUCUAAUGAUACAUUAAAUAUAAAAGAAGAUAUUCAAAAUAAAGAGAACAUGUUGCAAAAUUUUUGCCAGUCAUAUUAAAAAAAAAAGUCAUAGCGUAACGAAUGGAUGACCAUUAACGAGAGGGUCUUUUACCUCACAAAAUUAUUAUAUUAUGCUCACCUUAUAUAUACUUGAAUAUUUUAGUAUAGAUUUACUCUAUUUACAUAUUUUUAUCUGUGGAAGACUACUUGGCUAAUUUAGGCCACUGUUGAAAUUCACCCCUUAUUUGCCUUGAUGUUUAAAUUACAACAAUAAUAUAAAAAGAGAACGAGAAUUACUUGUUACGUAAAUGGUAAUUGUGAUAGAUUUUUUGAUGAUUUUUACAAUCUCAAAAGUCUUAUUAUCCUAAUAUGUAUAGAAUUAUAUAGUCACUCUGUACGUAAUAGAUAAACUUUGCUUACAUUGUUAAACUAAUAUUAAAAGCUCUCGUAACUAUUUCACACUAAACAGUUUUACAACUGGCAGUGUAAUCGAAGAUCGUAUGUUGAAUAUGCAAUUUCUGAUUCUGUGCAUUACUUUAGCAGAAAUACUGUUUUUAUCGCUAUACAACUUCCAAGGCCUUUCAGGUGCCACAGAUACUCCCACAUAAUUUCAAGCAGAAUUAUUUGAAUUUACGUGCUGUUAUAUCUAACCGAGUUUUUUUUAUGAUGUGUUUGCUGUGGAAUUUCAAUUGAUAAUGUUUCCGCAUUAUCAUAAUUGUAGCGUUACUACUCUUAUCUAUUAAUCAAUUAGUAUUGCCGUUGUUUUCAGUUUUCAAAAUUGCUUUCAACAUAACUUUACGAGCUAUUUUACAAUACUUGACGACGACAAUUGACGAGGAAGACAAUUGCGAGCGCUUCAAACUGCUCUACAAUUUCACGUAUGAUCUGAAUCAUAAGACACAAUACUUAUCAUUCGUAAAAUAUGUCGUGUAUCCAAAGAAAAAUUGUUGCUCUAUAUCACACACACACGUACACACACGAAUAUGUUCCUGAUUUCGGAAAAAAAGUUGCAUAUAAAAAUCGCAUAUAAUAUUAUAUACAAUAAGAAUUACUGCGUGGUUCAUGAGCAUUAACGGGACAUCUACGAUUAUAUGAAUGAUAGAACUAACAUGACACACGACAUAAACUGAAUUCUAGCCUACGGUUAAUCAUAGUCUUCCUAGAAUCCUAAAAAGAGUAUGACUUUGCUAUCGAUUAGGGCAUCGCCAAUUAACACUGUAUAGCUGGUGGUUAUAAAUGAGGAGAAGCGCAACAAAAGAUUUAUCUUGCAAAGUGCGCUGAAUUAACAACUCUACAUCAUUUUGCUAGACAUGGCUUAUGCAUUAAAAGUUCGCGAUCAUUUUUUUCAUGCCUUCAGCAUAACUUUAACUUAUAUUUAUACAAAAGAAAUGAAAAAUCCACGAUCAAAAAAGGAAAAAAAAAAAACAUUGUUACGUGUAAACAUUCUCUGCAUUAUUUUUGUAAUAAUAUUUUAUUCUCCUUACUUGCUCUUAUACAUCAUCUUAUAUAUUAUUAAUUUUAUCUUGAUGCAAGCAUUAUGUGUUCGAUUGGCUGUUUUCGACGCUAUUUUAGCGUAUACUUAUUUGGAUACAUUAGAGAUCACGGGGCCUUUGACAAAUAUUGCCAGAGGUUUCAAUGUGAGCUUGCUAUUUUGAUCUAUUACAUUUUUUUAUUUACGCAAUUCAAUGAAACAGAAAUGCUUCCAUAAAGCUUGUAUUUAUAUUAUUUAUAUUAUUUUGUUUAAUUGAUUUUAUAAAUUUCUCGAAAGUUAUAUCUUAUUUGAAAAGAUAAGAAAACAUUAUUGAUCAGAUUCUAUUAUACAAUUCAUUGCAUUUUAGUUGUGUUCUUUUCACGUUUAUUGUCUUUGCUUUAAUAUUUAUUGUUUUUUUUUGUUUCAAAUACUCAAUUCGGAAGUAGGAUGACAACAAAUUAUGUAUACAGCUUGUCAUACUACUUCAAUGAAAAAGGCAGAAAAAAACGAUUGAUACGAGUAGAUGUAUUAAGUAUUUAUGUUAAUCUUAAUUUACGAUUUAAUUGCAUUCCAAAUCGAUUAUUUUAUUUUUCACUUUAUGGAAUAGAAAAAUUAAAUUCUUUAGUGCCAAAACAGACUAAUCAGAGUAUUUAUGUAACAUGUAUAUUGCUUACAAUUUGUUUUAUUCCUUAUAAGUUUAUUUUAUCCUUUAUUUUAUUCAGUUUGUGAAUUCGCGUCGCGUGGGUAUAUCGAAGUUCUUAGAGUAAGAAGACAAAAAUUACGAUUAAAUCCUUGCUUAGUCAGUUAAAGUACAAAUAUUUAAUAUAUUCUAUCUUUAGAUGAUAAGUAAUGCGAAAGGCGUGUAAUGGCGUACAUAUUGUUACUUGGUUUCAUUCCUCAACAGCAUUAGCUUUAUUUAUUUGCAUUAGUAGGUUACUUGAUGGUAAUACUUAACAGGCUGAGAGAAAGAGAGAGAAAGAAAGAAAUGCUUUCGCCAUUGCCCUAUACACAUAUAAUAUUUAUUUUAAUAUUACAACACGUUCCUUUUGGAGGUACUUUGUUUACAUAUCAAAUUGACCACUAAACACGUUACUAAACAUACAACAGUUGCAUUCCAACUUGGUAUGCUAAAAGGUGUCAACUUAUUGAGUAGCAUACCUUCAAAUACCCAUUCGGUGAUCUCCGUGUUUCCACUUACUUUUAAGUAGUGAUGAGCGAGGCUGAUUGAGAAAUGUUUCUUACGGUAAAGUGACAUUAUCGGUGACAUUGAUAGCUUUUUUAUUCGUGAAGCUUGUUAGCAAGAGAUUAUUUAGAACUUGUUAUGAGCGAAAAAUAAGCGUCUGUUGUACAUUGAGCGAUUGCUUUACCGAAAGUUCAGCCUAGUUGUAUCACGUUUCUCUAUACAAAAUUAGUUUAGUGUUAUUUCCUUGAAUAUAUCUAACACACGUAAAGUAACAUGUACUACGUAUCUGGAAUGAACUUUUUAACAAUUUUGGCUUAUGUUGUACAUACCGAUGUUGUAGUAGUUGUUUUAAAUCGAUACUGCGGAUUACUGUGUGUAAACCAUGUUUUCCUGAAACCUCCAUUGGUAUUUUACAUAGAAUGGCUAUUUCUGGAAAAGGAAAGAUUUUAAAUGUUCCGAGACAUCACUUAUACUUCAAACCGUAAACUGUGUAAGAAUAGUACAACUGAGACGAAAAGGUAAAUUGUAAUGCAAUAUGGAAAGCGUGUAUACCAAUAUAUUUUUUAUAUGCUAAUGGGAUGCCAAGGAGCAUGGUCACCUUGUAAUGUAACGUAUUAUUUAGAAUUAUACACGUCCAGAUUGACUGUGUAUAUACGAAUCCGUUUUUCGUUUGAAAACUACUCAGCCUUUGUAUUUAAACACCCCAGUCAUCGGACUGCUUGAAUUUCAAAGUAUUUCAAUCUGUGUCCAUUUCUUAGUUUACAAGUUUUACGAUUUUUAAUCUUCCAAAGUUCGUCAAGGCUAGUCCCCGAAAUAUCUGUAAUAGAUCUAACUCUCUCCUCCCUUUUUUUUUUCUUUUUGUUUAUCGCAAAUCAGCUUUUUUUCUAUCUUGUACCUACAAAAUUUUAGUUUUGUUUUUAUAUAAAAUAUUCAAAUUUAUGGUAUUAUACGUAUACACACAUCUAUAUACACUUUUACAAAAAAAAAAGAAAAAAAAAUAUUUUAAUCUACAUACUGUAUUAUACAUAAUUAAAGAUAUGGAACAUUUGCUACUUAUAUAUUUGUCAAGUGUAUUAUAUUGAAAAUAUUUUAUUAUAGGAUGGACAAAUUUAGCCUUAAAAUAAAUGUUCUCUGUUGAUCGUACAUUGCUUCAUCAUAUCAACUCAAUUUGCCAUUACCUGUCAAUUCAUAUGUACUAUCCUAUACUAAGAUAUUCUCAAAUGAUAUAUCACUAUAUGCAGUUAUUUGAAACGUGUAGAAAUAUACAUUCUUGUCUGCGCAUAGGCUGCAAUGCAAUAAUAAUAUAUUGUGAUGCUCACAAAGCACAUAACACAUUUUACCAAAAUUGUAAUGUUUAAAUAUUUCAUGUGAUUUUGGAAACUGUUAUAUAUUUUUUAUUUCCUGCCAAUUGUUUAAUUUGUAAUGUUGUUCUUUGUUCUUUUUCAAUAAAGUAAUCAACCGAA
Messenger RNA from Ooceraea biroi (clonal raider ant), 10490 nucleotides. Its product is annotated as B-box type zinc finger protein ncl-1. The record is from RefSeq and is a predicted model, not a curated record. NCBI's taxonomy places the organism in Eukaryota, Metazoa, Arthropoda, Insecta, Hymenoptera, Formicidae. Gene Ontology annotation, molecular function: ubiquitin protein ligase activity; protein binding; zinc ion binding. Gene Ontology annotation, cellular component: nucleoplasm.